ACUCAUUUGUUUCGAAUUGAAUUACGAUGUUCCAUUCAAUGUGACAUUACAUUUCAAAAUUGUGUAAAAUUUUCGUUUGUUCAUUUGGUCCUCAUCAAAUCUUUCAGUGCAGAAUCUUCAUUGCGGGGAGUACCACCAUCCGAAAUGAGCAAAGCUGCCCGACAGAUAAUAAUUUCGUAGAGAGAACAAUUGACGAGUGUGUCCCAUUUCCACCGUCUGCGAAGGACAACGCAGUCUCCGCCGAAGAUAAUCAGGGUGAUCAACGGAAUCAAAAAACAAUUGAUCGUCGGUUGACUGGAAGACCGAGGAAGUGGGGACUCGAUAACCAUCCAUAUCAGCAGCGGUCGUAUUCGAAAACGAACUUGCUAUCUAAUCUACGGUCCUGCCGUCCGUCGGCCCGCCACUAUCCGCAGCAGUUGCUUUUGCGUAGCCCAGCAGUAGAGUUCGGAGCUGCGCGCGGUACACUUUAUCGAAAGAACAAUCGACGGUUUCGCUCAGUUAACGAGCAGCUUCGAAGGGUAUUGCGCACGAGUUUUGACGCAGUGCAACGGUUCGCGUAAUCCGUGAGUUGUGCCGCUCUAUGUGCAUGGACAUCUGAGAGCCGAGUGCCUGACACGCAGAGAACAGUUCACGAUAACAUGGCCGCCGACUCGGGAAUGGAUACAUGUCCUUCGCCCGAAAUUGCGGACUCAAGAAAACGACCUCUUGACGGAGACGCUGAGAACGGCGACACGAAACGAUCCCAUUUCAGCUCAGAUAUACCUCGUUCUACCAAAAUCGACUCGCAACAGGACUCUAGUAUGGAAUCGGGAGGAGAUGGGACACAUCAUUUUAAAGUAUUGGUUCCGAGUACGGCAGCUGGUGCCAUUAUCGGUAAAGGGGGCGAGACCAUCGCUCAACUACAAAAAGACACGGGAGCCCGCGUCAAAAUGUCAAAAUCGCACGAUUUCUAUCCAGGCACUACAGAACGAGUGUGUCUCAUCACGGGUACAGUGGAUGCCAUAAUGGCUGUGAACGACUUCAUAAUGGACAAGAUUCGCGAAAAACCCGAAGUGAAAGCGAUGGUGGAGGGCGAUACGAAGACGGAUAGGGAUAGACAAAUGAAAAUUCUAGUACCAAAUUCGACGGCGGGCAUGAUUAUCGGUAAAGGAGGAAACUUCAUAAAACAGAUAAAGGAGACCAGUGGUUCGUACGUACAGAUUUCCCAAAAGUCGAAGGACGUCAGCUUACAAGAACGAUGCAUUACUGUGAUAGGUGACAAGGAGCAGAACAAGGAAGCAUGUCUGAUGAUAAUCAGUAAGAUCGUGGAGGAUCCACAGAGCGGAACAUGCCUUAACGUGUCUUACGCGGACGUGAAUGGACCGGUAGCUAAUUUCAACCCGACGGGUUCACCGUUCGCUAAUAAUGGAAAUGGAUUCAACGCUUCAACCACUAGUCUCAACAGUAACAUAAGCUCGACGAUUAUGCUGAAUGGCGGUCUGAAUAUGAGCCUCAAUUUGGGACAACCCGGGCAGGGGGUUGGCAGUCUCACCGCCCAGUUGUUGGAUCACAUCAAGGUCCAGCUAAGAAGCACCGGGUAUUCUGAAACCCAUGUGGCCGAAAUAGCGACUGCCUUGAGUGUUCUUGCCAAAUAUGGAAUACUGGGAAUGGGCUUAGGCUUGAGCACGACGCAUGGUGCUUUACCAGUUUCCAGCUAUUUGGGCGUAAUGGAACAAACAGGUGCUACCGUCACCAACACGAGUGCUAUGUUUGGCGCACUAGGACAAGCUGCUCUAGGCGACUGUUUAGGAGCGACUACACCAUCGAACCGACAAAGCUUGGAGCGCUAUGAUGCAGCCUUUGAUCCUUUCCGACAUCAAGCGUCUGCUGCCACGGCCCCCAUAUCUCUCAACAAUAAUAGCUUCGGCCUCGGCACCGGCCAACAGAUGACAGUUCUCAGCAAAAGUCCUACCCCCGCUGAACUCAGCGGUCCAAAAGACACCAAAAACGUUGAAAUUCCCGAAGUUAUCGUUGGUGCAAUUCUAGGUCCAGGAGGUAGGUCCCUGAUAGAAAUUCAACAGAUGAGCGGUGCUAAUAUACAGAUAUCGAAAAAGGGCGUCUUCGCCCCAGGUACUCGAAACCGUAUGGUUACCAUCACCGGAAAUCCACACGCGAUACACACAGCUACCUAUCUUAUCGAGCAACGUAUCUCUGAAGAGGAGAUGAAACGCGCAAGAAACAAUGGAGGGUUGGGCAUCAACCCUCUGGCCAUGCAGUGAUAUCAUCAGUUCACUUCGACGAAAUUGUUCAUUCAAUGAGAAAGGUACACGCAGCAGGGCUUGUAAUUACUUUUUAUCUUGAUAGGUAUCGGGUGGCUUAGAAUUUUUCCAAACAUACAAUGUUUGAAUUCUUUUUCAAAGCUGUAUAUUAUACUUCGAUUGUACUAAUGGAAAGAUUCCAAUUCACCUCAUUUACACCCUUCACAUAGUUUCAAGUCCAAUUAUACCAAAAAUUCAAGUCACGUAAGCAAAUAGAAAGCAGUCACGAUAACAUGUAUUCCGAAACUGUUGAACUGAUUCAAUUUGAAAUCUUGUAUUCGGUUCACUUAAAUUUUUGUGUGCUUUGCAAUUCAAUUUUUGUGUUUCUUCUAAAUGAAACUUGUUAAAAAUUUAUGUUCGAAAUGUCGAUAAAUGUUAUGAAAAAAUUUGUAGUUUAUGAUUAUUCAAUUUUAUAACUCUGUUGAUGUACCAAUUUAUUAUAAAAUUUAUUGUUUGAAGUUACUAAUGAAAUUUUUAUUGGUUUAUUCACAUUGUAUCAUGUCAUAUGUGUAUAUGUCAUGUUUUUUGAAUUUUAUUAAAAGUGAUCAUUGCUAAGUAUAAUUUUAUAUCUUGGAGGGAAGGAUGUUUGUUGUUAACUGAGGAGGUACUUUGUGAUAGGUAAUGUUAAGCAGAAGAUUAUAUUUCCAAAAUUUGUACCUGUAUUUGAACCUCAAUUAUCGCUUGGCUGGCCAAAACACACGAAUCAUCCAAAAUAUAGUGAUAUUACCCAUCGCAAUGCCGAUAAUCACAUUGUAUCCCGUUUAUGAUGACCUAUCACAUCUUUACGAAUAUAUGCUUUAAACGGCAAGAACUGAAGUUACCCAUGAUAGGUGUUCAUCAUUGCAACUUUUCAAAUCAGGGAAAUUAUAAACGGUGAUCGCUUCAUUUCACUCAUCUGUUGAUGGCAUGACAUUGUAAAUAGUCAUAAAUUAGCCAUCACAUUGAUUCAUCCAAAUUCAAAGCUUAUAGAAUUAUAUUGAAUGAGUAAAUAUAUAUAUAUAUGAAAAUAUAUUAUAUAAAUAUGGAAAAUAUAACUGAAAUUAUGUAUGUAUAUUGUUGUUAUCGCAUGUUGUUAUAUUGUUAAUGUUUGGACACUUUCUAAACAAUUUUAAACUGAAGCCGUUGACAAAUCGACUAUUCCAUCUUGAAUCCCAGAAUACUGUUUUCCAAAUGAUAUCAAUUCACAGACAAUAAUGAACAUUUAAUUGGAAUCAACAAUCACUAGAAUAAACUAUAGCAUAAUAUGGCAUCUUUCCUUAAUGAGUAAAGUUGGUUCAGAAUAUAUGUUCUCAAUUGUUGAAAUUCAAUUUCAACAUGCGAUCUUUCAUAUUAUUCAGUUUGAAUUAUAUGGAAAAAAUAUUCCUCAAAUAGAUAUACCCUCAUCAGAGAAUAGCUGAAAAUAGUCCACGGUUCUGGGAGCUUACUUUACCAAGUUACUAAUUAAUAUAUGUAUAUUUUUUUGUUAUACUAUGCAGGUCAUAGAUUUUAAAUAAUGCUAACGUGUCAUUCCAUAUCUUAUAGUUAUACUAAAUUGAAUAAAAUUAGGAAUCAUAUCAAUUCAAUCGAUUGUUGACGGCAUGGUUUACUUAUUGAAAUGCCGAAACACUGCAUAGUCUCAUUGUCUAAAUGUAACGUGAUUUAAAGUAGUUGAACAAUAGUAAUAAUGGUUAAGCCUCUGCCCCAAAGCAUCGCUUUAAAUUUAUAGGUUUUGAUAUUCUAAAAUAUUCAAUUUUAUGGUUGAAUGUGAAAAAAACUCCGGGACUGAGUAACUAAUUAAUGAAAAUUUAUAGUUCAUAAUCAACUAAAAAAGAGGCAAUUAUGUCGUCCAUGAUGCUAAUUGAAAUCCAUACUGAAAAUAGAAAAUUAGAGAUACAGUAGUUUUAUAAUUUGUUCUCUCGAUGUGGCGGGCUGAGGAGGUUGUUUCAAUUCAAAGUUGUGCUUUUUUAAACAAUCUACUUAUAAAAACAAUUCUACUCAUGUUGACGGUUUAGGAUGUAAGGAUGUUAUAUGUCAGUUUAUUGGUCUUUUGCUUUAACGGGAUAAAAAUGCCUCAUUCUUUGAUAUAACCUGUUCUAUACAACAUACUGUUGCUGUGAUACUCAUCACGUCACGUCAGUAAGGCCAUCAAUUGUCAUAAAGUCGGGUUAUGUGACGGUGGAUUUGGUUACUGUAGAAUAUUCUGACUUUGAAAUUUUUCGCAAUUCCUGUGCACUUUAUGACAUGAGGGGUGAUCAUGCUUUAAAAAAUCAUUUCGAUAUUCAUAAAUUCAGUCUCAUUAUUAUCAGAUGCCAUUUCACAUAAUGCCAAGACAUGAAAAUUAACCAAAAUCAAGGAGUAUAGUCAAUACUCAAUUUCUAUUGAAGUAAAUUAUGAUAAAAAUUUCAUUCGAAGCAGAAAAAGAUCAAGUUGAAAUAUUGCAAAAUUGGAGUGUGAUCAUAUCUUUGAGGGUAUAUAAAUUACAUCGAGAUGAGAUGGAAAAUGUUAUGUUUUGUCGAAAAGAAUGUUAUGUAAGAGCUGUAGUGUGUUUGUCUUGUCACAUUGUGUUUAAUGGCCACGAGUCAUUAUCAAUGUUUUUUUCUAUAUGAACAUAUGCCUAUUUUUCAUAAAAAGAGAUGGAUAAAAGGAUUCUUUUUUAAGACAUAAUUUCUCUGAACAACAACUUUAUUUUGAGAUUUGCUCAUAAAUGGAUUUGGGUAUUGGGGUGUGCGAUAAAGUAGCACUUAGGUGGCUAAUGGUCAUCCUGGGUACUUAUACAGUCUUCAAGCCAACUAACAGACGACUCCAAUGUUUUCUGUAGGCAUGAUUGAUAUAGAAAAAACUAUUUGAAAUGUUCGUGCAAAUUUAUGUAUAUUAUUGUAUAUUAAGAUUUUUGAAUAUUUUAGAUGUAAAGAUUUGUUAAAUAGUUCAUUACCAAUCAUUUUUCCCAUGAUCAUUUGGUAUAGGUUUGAAGGGUUUAUUUUAUUCAGAGGAUUUUUGUUAAUGUUUUCUUCAUUACUAUUGAAUAUUUUCACCAUAGAAAAGACUAUGGUUUAUUCAAAAUGGCCUAAAUUUGUAUCACUACCCUUGGAAAACAUUAAUGACUAUUCCUAUUUUUUAUUCUUCAUAAUCAUUUCAUUUCAAACAUUACCACUAGGUAGAUAUAUCCAAAUUUGACAUAGUUAUUGAAUAUUAUAUAUAAAUUAGACUAUUGGUACCUUAUGGGAAAUUAAAUGUGUGCCUAAUGGUUAUUACUGGAUAUUGCACAUUUUUUCUGAACUUUAUUUUCGUACCGGUUUCAGGGAUUAUAAUUUGCAGUACACACUCUGUUUUUUCAGUAUAGUCAUGAAAUGAACAUAUUUCUUUCUCUUUUAUCAUCUGGAGUAUAAGAUGUUUAUGUGGACAAAAAUAAGGGUCGACUCUUAGAUUUACAUCUAGGAAAAAUUCAAUACUGAUAUCAACAAGAUUGAAAAAACAGACAUGUGACAUACUAACUUUCUUCAUUUUUUAAAUUGAAGGAUGUUAGAUACAGUAGACAAUGAUUGGGUGAUCAAAUAUAAUGACAACUCUAUGUUGUAUUAAUAUUUUUUGUGAUAACUUCAGCUUAUCAAAGCAUCAGGGAUUGUACUUCUUGCUCUGAUAUUUUUCUUUUUUUUUGUUAAGAGUUGUAACAACACUAAAAUAUGGAUAGUUAGGUUAAGAUUGUUUAUAGUGGUUACUAAUUAAAAACAAUUUUAAGGAACAUGGUGAAACGGGUUAUUUUUCAAAACAGUAAAGGAAAUUUUGAUUCGUGGAAGUUACAUGAUCUACUGUAAUGUCCAAAAAUUCGCCCUUCACAUUGUUUGUUGUUCACGUUAUUAGAUAAGAUUAGUCCACAGCAUUGUCAACACAUUAUAACUUAAUAAAAUCCAUAGUGCCAUA
Coccinella septempunctata (seven-spotted ladybird) is the source of this 6194-nucleotide messenger RNA. It is a transcript of the gene pasilla, whose product is annotated as RNA-binding protein Nova-1. The transcript is spliced from 9 exons. Gene Ontology annotation, biological process: regulation of alternative mRNA splicing, via spliceosome; mRNA splicing, via spliceosome. Gene Ontology annotation, cellular component: cytoplasm; nucleus. NCBI's taxonomy places the organism in Eukaryota, Metazoa, Arthropoda, Insecta, Coleoptera, Coccinellidae. The record is from RefSeq and is a predicted model, not a curated record. Bases 639 to 2258 code for a protein of 539 amino acids. Gene Ontology annotation, molecular function: mRNA binding.